This is a messenger RNA of Cataglyphis hispanica, 3495 nucleotides long. RefSeq names its product synaptic vesicle glycoprotein 2B. Lineage: Eukaryota; Metazoa; Arthropoda; Insecta; Hymenoptera; Formicidae. The transcript has 10 exons. Gene Ontology annotation, cellular component: membrane. Gene Ontology annotation, biological process: transmembrane transport. Gene Ontology annotation, molecular function: transmembrane transporter activity. The record is from RefSeq and is a predicted model, not a curated record. The coding region runs from base 828 to 2483 and encodes 551 amino acids.
GCUCAGAUACUCAUUUCGUCCGCAAACAUCGUGGGUCAAGCAUUAUUAAAUGCCGACUUGCGAUUCGUACUUGAUACAACAAUAAAACUAGUCAAAAACGCAACGAGUCAGAGUCGAAAAAUCUCGAUCUUUGCGUGAUUUUCGCGGAGUGCAUCCUGCUGAAUCGUCAACAUAAUAUUAUCGCGGACAUUCACCCAUCAAAAUAUUGUCCAUGUUGUCACAACUGUGCGACAUUCGACACAUCGGAGUUGGUGCGACGUACAUUUGCCGGCAAACAACGACGCUCGAUAAUUUUUGUAAAGACGACACGUAGAAAUGUGCUCUAUGAUACAUUGCUGAAAACAUCGAGAUGUUGGCGAUUGGUCCUAAUACGUUUCUUCGGGAGAUAAUUGAGUAAGAUAUUGUUUGUACACGCAAGAGGCGGCAAAAAUUCACGAAUUAUAAGUGAUUGUAAUAGCGAAUUCAGCAUCCAUACAGAAGAAAUCAUCAUCUUGUGAGGGAUUUAAAGCAUACACGCCGAGAGAAUCGUUUUCGAGAUAGAGAUACUUCGCAGAAAAGUAUUCUGUACAUCGCAUGCAUUUACAAGAAAAAAACGCGCAGGAUUUUAUUAAGGAACGCCGUAUCAAAUUUACGAGCGAGCGCAAAACCCAGCCCCGCCGACGAGCAGCAGAUCAGCGCAGAUUCAGCAGGAAGAUUUCGUCCGGACUUACUGAUCCGCAACAGCUACAUCGGCUUCAUAUUCGACAAAGUUUCCUAUCGAACGCGAGGGUUUAAUAUCUGAUUUUUUUAACCAAGGCAGCUUCACCCACACGCGCCGACAUCGUAGAAUGGUAGAAGGUGAACCCGACACAAAGCGCAAUAUUAAGUGUGAUGUAAAAGACGAGCGGCUAAACGGUUGCGGUUCUAAGGACCUCGAACUUGCCCGUAUCGGAUUAAAAGGCAAGACUCUCGAUCCAGAGAAGGGAUCCUAUAUUCAAGCUGAUUUCGAAAAAGCCAUCGAAUUAAGCAAAUAUGGCAAGUUUCAUUACUUUCUGCUCACGGUAUGCGGCUUCGUCAGCACCAGCGAGGAGAUGGACGUGAUCUCCAUGUCCUUCAUCCUGCCGAGUGCACAAUGUGACCUGAAACUCAACACCCAAUCGAAGGGAUGGCUCAACUCGAUUAUCUUUAUCGGGAUGAUGGCCGGGGCGUACGCAUGGGGCUCCGUAGCGGACGCUCUCGGCCGUCGGAAAGUCCUGAUCGCCAUCUCAUUCAUGAACGCCUUGUGCAUUGUCGCUUCUAGUUUCUGCCAAACGUACGAACUCUUCAUGUUGUUUCGUUUCCUGAACGGCGCGGCACUGGGAGGUAGCGGACCGGUCAUCUGGUCGUAUUUCGCUGAAUUUCAACCAAAGUCCAAACGCGGCUCUAUGCUGUCUUUCAUGGCGGCAUUCUGGACAUUGGGAAAUCUUUUCGUGGCCGGUUUAGCAUGGUUGAUAAUCCCUAGAGAAAUGGGUUUCACGAGUUCGACGUUCACCUACAAUUCUUGGCGAAUCUUCCUGCUGAUCUGCGCUAUUCCGUCGUUCGUUGUGACGGGGUUGCUUCUGUUGCUUCCCGAAUCUCCCAAAUAUCUUUUGUCUUCCGGAAAGUAUGAGGAGGCACUCGAGAUCUUUCGCAAAAUAUAUGUCAUUAAUACCGGUAAACCACGUGACACCUAUAUGGUAAAAGAACUAAUUCUCGAUGACUAUCAAGAAUCAAAUCCGGUGAAAAACGAAGUCGAGGAGAAGAGCAAAUGCAAAACUAUGCUGAGUGACAUUGUGGAGAAUAGCAGACAGCUAUUUGUAACGCCCAUUCUUCGUUUCACGAUAAUAUCGAUCGUUAUUAAUUUCACCUUUCACAUCGGUUACUAUGGUCUCAUGAUGUGGUUCCCGGAACUAUUCAAUCGUUUUGACGAAUUUCAUCGUGAUCAACCGGGCGUAGUGGCCUCGAUAUGCCAGGUCACCGACUAUGUCGUUAAUAAGGGUUCGCAUAGUAUCGAGAAUGUUUGCUCCGAUAAAAUCGGAACAUCCGUUUUUAUGGAAUCCCUUAUCACGGUGGCAUCCGCUAUACCUGCCAAUAUCAUUGCUGUCCUGGGGAUGGAUCGCCUUGGGCGUAAAUUUUUUCUAGUGUUCAGCACAUUUUCAUCGGGGCUUUGCUCGAUUGGUUUAUAUUUCGUAUACAAUAAGUAUCAGAAUUUGAUCGUAUCAGCUAUAUUUAGUGGCGCGAUAAGUUGCGGUAACGCGGCGUUGGAUUGUCUCAUUACUGAGGUAUUCCCGACGCAAUUGCGUGCAACCGGAAUCGCCAUAUCAAUGGUCGCCGCCCGCCUUGGCGGGAUAAUUGGUAAUAUAGUUAUAGCCCAGCUCCUGGACAUGUAUUGUCCGGCACCGACCUUCAUAGUGGCUGCUCUCCUGAUUGGAGGAGGCUUACUGUGUUUAUUCCUACCGAACACAACGCGCGAGCCACUUUCCUGACCCCAGCAGAAGUCCACAUCCAUCAGUCUGCAAUCAUUUAUAUAUUUCUUUCGAAUACAAACGUCGCAAUGAAUUUUAAAAAAUCUUGACGAAUAAAAUACAGCAUUGUAUAAAGUAAAAUUUAAAGUUCGAAAAUAUCCUCAUUUUGUAAGUAGAAAACUAAAGAAUCUCUAUUGUUCAUGAUUAUCCUUAUUAGAUAAACAAAAGAUUUUUAAGUAAAAUAUUGCAGCGGAAUAGUAUGAAAAUAUAAAUGUAACAUCUAAGAUGCUACAACCAGUACAAGAGAGCUGUAACAGAAUUAGAUAUUUUAGUAAAAUUUUAUAUAUAUAUUGAUAUAUUAUAAUCAUACAGAAUUUAGAUAAAAUAAUUAAAAUAUAAAUUAAAUAUGAUAUAUAAUAAACUAAAAUAUUAUAUAAUUUUCAUAUGUCCCUCUAUAUACACAAAGAAAAUUUUACAAUUACACAAUAAUUUACAUACACAAAUUACAUGAAAAAUACAUUCCUUUUACAUAUUUUAUAAAACUUAAAUAUAACAUUAGAAUAUCUAUUACUUUAAAAGUUAUAAAUUAUGCAAUUGUUUUUAAUUAAUUGUUUAUUAAUGAUUAUGCAUUGGUUCGUGUAUUAAAAUAUUUGAAUAAUUACAAUACUCUUUUGUAAAAUAUAUAUACGUAUAUAUUAUUAAAUAAAAAUAUCGUAACUUUUGUUAUAUUUUUUCCAUGUAUAUGUUAAAGAUAUUCAUAACAUAAAAUUUCAAUGAUAAAAUAAUAAUAAAAUAAAUUUGUCGUUUUACUUGCGAUGAAAAAUUUGAUAUACAUUUAUUAUAAUAAUAAAAUAACAAAGUCAGUAUGAAAAAGAAAACGAUAUUUUUUUUAGGCUUUUUAUAUACUUUCCUAUAAUUUCUUUUGUUAUAUCAUAACUGAAAGUCAUAGAAGGUACAUACGGUACAAUUAAAUACAUGUUGAGCAUGUUGAAAUAGAAUAGGAAGUAAAUAAAAAAACAAGAUAUGAAGUAAA